Molecule: messenger RNA, 2463 nt
Organism: Lachancea sp. 'fantastica'
Lineage: Eukaryota; Fungi; Ascomycota; Saccharomycetes; Saccharomycetales; Saccharomycetaceae
Source: the annotation of a GenBank genome assembly
AUGACAUACAGUUUAAUCUGUCACUCGGAUCCUUCGGGACACCACCGAUGUUCCCUCUUGAAAUUCGAGAAUGUCACGAUAAUGAUGGACCCUGCUUGGGACGGUAACUCAGGAGACCACGAGGCAGCAAUGGAUUUUUGGGCCCAGUUGAUAAGUCAAACAGAUAUCGUGCUACUGAGUCAGCCGACUGCUGAAUCCCUAGGCGCAUACGCCCUACUGUAUGCUAAGUUUUUAGCACAUUUUCAUUCUCGUAUUGCAGUGUACGCUACGUUGCCCGUGGCCAACCUGGGCAGAGUCACUACACUCGAUUUAUACACAUCCCAAGGGCUUGUGGGACCGGUAGAAUCCAAUCUUUUGGACUUGCCCGAUAUCGAAGAGGCUUUUGACCAUAUCAUUUCAAUUAAACACUCCCAGAUACUGGAUCUCAAAUCCAAAUUUGAAGGACUCACGGUUGUAGCUUACAACUCAGGCUACGCACCUGGUGGAUCAAUUUUCAGCAUAACAACAUUUUCAGACAAAGUCAUUUACGCACCGCGAUGGAACCAUACCAAAGAUACAAUUUUAAACAGCGCAGCUGUACUUGACAUUUCGGGAAAGCCCUCGACAUCGUUGAUGAGGCCCUCCGCGAUAGUCACGUCCACCUCCCAAUUGGGCUCUUCAUUACCAUAUCGAAAGCGGGCAUCGCAGUUCAAGGAUGUCUUGAGAGGAGUUCUUUCCAAAAACGGUACGGCCGUUAUUCCUUGCCAGAUUGGUGGAAAGUUCUUGGACUUACUUGUGCUUGUGAAUGACAUGAUUUAUGAACAAAGACGUUAUAGAAAUCAAUCUGAUCCGUCAAUUUUCUUGGUCUCCUAUUCUCGAGGCAGGUCUCUAACUUACGCUAGAAGUAUGUUGGAGUGGUUAUCAGCUUCUGUUAUCAAAACUUGGGAGGGCAGAAAUAAUAGGUCGCCCUUUGAUCUGGGCACGCGGUUCUCAAUAGUGACCCCCGAGGAGCUCAAAAAGUAUUCGGGACCCAAAGUUUGCUUUGUUUCCGAGGUGGAUAGACUAAUAAACGAUGUAAUUUCAGCACUUGGAACAUCGGAUAAAACAACUGUCGUACUUACUGAACCGUGUGGCGCUCCUGAAAGAACUAACAAAAUCUUGUCAAGUAUGCACGCGACCUGGGUUAAGACAACCAAGAAUCGGGACAAUAGGACUCUAGAUACCAGACCGAUCCUGUUUGCCCAGUCUGUCAAAGCCGAAUUCGUGACGACAGAGGAACUCCAAGGCGAGGAACUGGAGAAAUUCAAGAGUAAGCUCCAGGAGAGAAGCAAUUACCGCGCCGAGCUGAUGGAAAAGUUGAAAAAAGAGGCUAGGACAGAUGGUGCGUCCAACGCAGCUGGGGGACUCGAGGCAGUGGAUGAACAAGAAGAUGACGACGACGAUGAUGACGACGUUCCUGACUUCAUCACCGCUGUCAACAGGAAAGCAAAUGCUGCAGCGAAGCCACUCGAAAUUGCUGUUGAUGUUUACAUCAACCCCGAAGCACAGCCCCGACAUAAAAUGUUCCCAUUCCAACCGGUCAAGAUAAAGCGGGAUGAUUAUGGUGAUGUUGUAGAUUUCUCUCAGUUUGUUCCCAACGAACAACUAGAAGAAAGUGAUAAAAGGUCUGCAGCGGAUGCCUUCGCUGAAGACGAAGACCCUUACGAAAUAGAACUGACAUCGAAAAACUCCAAGAAAAGACGCGGGGGAAAUACUGUAAAGGGUAGCGGAAACAAAAAAGAGGAAAAUAUCGACGACGUGUCGUACCUGAAUGCACUCAAUAAACCUCAACGGAGAUCGGUGAGUGAAAAUAAUGUCUCCCUAAGAUGUUCGGUAUCAGUUGUGGAUCUUACCAGUUUGGUUGACCAGCGGUCAAUGUCGGUCAUUUGGCCUGCUCUAAAGCCUCGAAACAUGUUACUGGUGGCUCCAAAAGAUGCUCAAAAUGCGACAGCUAUCAAAACGUUGAAUUCCAAGCUUCUCGACGUUACGGAACUUGAUUUUAAUACACCUGCAACUUUCGAAACACUGAUCCGGUCCUUAGACGUCUCCGUAGACCCAGAACUUGAUCAGAGACUCAAGUGGCAGGGCGUUAGCGAUGAGUACACAAUUGCACACGUUGUGGGACGCCUGGUACGCGAUAAUACUUCGUUGCUCGACGGGAAGCAGCACCACCGCGAUAAAUGGGUACUCAAACCUUUAUCCAACGGUUCCAAAAUGUACCCCAAGGUGUCACUUGCCAUUGGGGAUGUGAGACUAGCCGAAGUGAAGCGUCGUAUGACUGAAAAGAAUCAUGUGGCGGAGUUCAAAGGUGAAGGUUCGCUCGUAAUAGACGGUAAAGUCGUUGUUCGGAAAAUCAGCGACAGUGAAACAGUAGUCGACGGCUCUCCCUCAGAACUAUUUUACAAAGUAAAGGCAGCUGUUGCAGAUAUGCUGGCCAAAGUAUGA